AUGAGACUUAGUUUAGCAAAGCUCAAAAGUUUCAUUUUUCUUUCAGAUGCAGCAACUGAACUCCAUGUGUCCAAUUCUAGACUCAGAGAAAUAGAAAGUAUUAAUGCAGCACAGAAGUCAGAAAAUGAGAGACUGAAAAAAGUUUGUAGUGAUUUAGAAGAAAAGCAUGAAUCAGCAGAGCUUCAAAUAAAGCAGUUGUCUGUAGAGUAUCGAAAUCAGCUACAGCAAAAAGAGGUGGAAAUCAGCCAUCUAAAAGCUAGACAGAAUGCACUACAGGAACAGUUGCAGAAGGUACAGACAGCUGCUCAGUCAGCACAAUUGGGAGCUGGUGUUUUGCCACCAACUACUACAUCAGCUUCCUUUGUUCCAGUGGUUAGACAUUCCUCAGGUUUUCAAGAUGAUGACAUGGAUUUUGGAGAUAUAAUCUGGUCACAGCAAGAAAUAAACAGAUUGUCCAAUCAAGUUUCUAGACUUGAAUCUGAGGUCGAACACUGGAAGCAGAUUGCACAGCCUUCCAAAGGGCAAGGAGCAAGUGAUGCAGAACAAAGUGAAAUCUGUAAACUGCAAAAUAUCGUUAAGGAACUCAAGCGGAAUUUAAGUCAAGAAGUAGAUGAACAUCAGCAUGAACUUUCGGUAUUGCAAGAUGCACACAGACAAAAGCUAGCAGAGAUAAGUCGUCGACAUCGGGAAGAGCUGAGUGAAUAUGAGGAGCGAAUUGAAGAACUUGAGAAUCAACUACAGCAAGAUGGCUUAAGCACUGAUGCCACAGAUGAUUCUAAAAUUAGUGAACAGAAAAAGAAUACUCAGGCUCCAGAUGCUGGAAAAGCAGAGGACCUGCAGAUUAUAAGGGACCUAGAAGAUGAAAUACAAAAAUUAAAUCAAAAACUGUCUUCUGCCAGAGAAAAAGAAAGAACUCUUCUGAAGGAACAAGAACUGAUUAAGACCAAAAAUAUCCAAAUAACACAAGAAUAUGAAAGUCUAAAAUCUGAUUUUAGUAAACUUCAAAGUUCUAUUACAGAGCAAGAUGCUCCCUUGAAAGAACAGGAGAAGUUCAUAUCCAAGACAUCACUUCCAGAAGAUGUUGUCAGACUACAGCAAGCACUGUUAGAAGCAGAAAGGGAAAUAGCAAGACUUUCAAGUUUAAAUCAGGUAAACAAUUUUACUGGUAUGGGGAAGGAUAUUCCGGCAUUUAUGCCAGAUGUACAGAUUCUUAAAGAAGAAAAUGUAAAGCUGAGAAAAGAGAAGGAAGAACUUCAGAAGGAACUGACAGAAGCACAACAUAAAACUGAGGAUAUUCUUUCUACAUAUCCUGAUGAUCAGAAUUCAGGAUUAAGUCAGUUAAGACAAGAUUUGGAAAGAAAAGAGCAUGAAUUAAAUGAAAGUAUUGCUGAAAGAGAAACCUUAAUAGCAGAGUUGGAAGAACUGGACAGACAGAACCAAGAAGCUACUCAGCAUAUGAUUACAUUGAAGGAACAGCUGGCAAAACAUACAGAAAUGGAUAGUGCCAUGAAACAGCUGAAAGGUGACAUAGAAUUUGAAAGAAAGAAGGUAUCAAAGCUAGAAAUUGAGAAGAUGGAAGCUAUUAAGGAGUUAAAUAGUCAUAAAGAAAAACUAAGCCAAUGUUCAUCUGCUCUUAAUGAUUUACAUAUAAAUAAGCAGCAGCUUCAAGAUAAUAUUAAAGAUCUACAGGAACAGUUAAGGAAAGCCCAGGACUGUAACUUGCAUAGUAAAAAAGAAAUUACAGAUUUGCAGCAGAGACUAAAAGAGAGAGAGGAGGAACUUUCUGCAUCCUUGAGCAAGGUAACAGAAAAAAAGAAUCAGGAAGCUAACUACAGUUGUCAAGAUCUGAUCCUUAAAGAGAGAGACGUAGAAAUUGCAAAACUACAGAAUGACAUUUCAGAAUAUAAGCAACUAAAUGAAGACUUGGAGAAAUCUGUGUCUGACCUCAAACUAGAAAAUGUAAAAUUGCUAUCAGCCUGCGAAGAACUAAAACAGCAGCUAAGUGACGCGGUUUCGGAGAAGAGUAAAGUUUCAUUAGAAAAGAACACUGUCACGGAGGCUUUGAAAAUGGAAAAGAGGCAACUGGAAACUGAAUUAAGCCAGACGGAAAAACGGCUGUUGGAACAAGCACGCAAGUACGAGCAAACGCUUCAGGAAUUAUCAAAUGCACGUCGUAUGGACACCAGCACGUUGCAGCUUGAGCACGAGCGCUUAGUUAAACUCAAUCAGGAGAAAGACUUCAAGAUUGCGGAACUGAAAAGGAGCAUUGAGCAGAUGGAAGCUGAUCACCAGGAAACAAAAGAGAUGUUGACUACCAGUUUAGGAGGACAGAAGCAGUUGACAGAACUCAUAAAAGAAAAAGAGGUAUUUAUUGAAAAAUUUAAAAAUCAGGCCUUACAGGUGCAACAAGAACUUGAAGAAUAUAUUAAAGAUUCAAAAAAGCAGGAUGUCUUAAAACAAAGCUUAGAAGAAAAAGACAAAAGUCUUGCUGUUAUGAAGGAAGAAAAUAAUCACUUGAAAGAAGAAAUCGAACGUCUUAAGGAUCAACAAAGUAGGUCCCUACCUGUGGUUGAGCCUAAAACUCUAGAUAUUAUUAUUGAACUUGAAAGUGAGGUAACGCAGUUGAAAGUGAUAAAGAAUAAUCUUGAAGAGGAAAUAGAAGUUCUCAAAAAAACAAUAGAAGAUCAGAAUCAAAAAACAGUGCAACUUCAGCAGUCCUUGCAGGAGCAAAAAAAAGAAAUAGAUGAGUCUAAAUUUCAGCGGGAACAAAUGAAUGUUACACAUGAAAGACUUUUCUUGGAGAAAGAUGAGGAAAUAAAAAAUUUACAGAAAACAAUUGAACAAAUUAAAGCUCAGUUGCACAAAGAGAGGCAGGUUAUUCAGACUGAUUCCUCUGAUCUCUUUCAGGAAACCAAAGUUAAGACACUUAAUGGAGAAAAUGGAAAUGAAAAGCAUGACUUAUCUAAAGUUGAAAUUGAAAGACUAGUAAAAGGUAUCAAAGAGAGGGAAAUGGAGAUUAAGCUUUUAAAUGAAAAGAAUGUUUCUCUAAGUCAACAAAUUGAUCAGUUGUCCAAAGAUGAAGUUGGCAAACUCACUCAAAUCAUUCAAGAGAAAGACUUGGAAAUACAAGCUCUCAAUGCUAGAGUUUCCUCAGCUUCCUACAGGCAGGAUGUUCUUUGUCUUCAGCAGCAGCUGCAAGCUUAUGUCAUGGAAAGAGAACAAGUGCUAGCGGUUUUAAGUGAAAAGACAAGAGAAAACAGUCAGUUAAAAACAGAGUACCAUAAGAUCAUGGAUAUAGUAGCUGCUAAAGAAGCAGCUUUAGCAAGGUUACAAGAAGAGAAUCAAAAGCUAUCCAGUAGAUUUGAAAACAGCAGUCAAGACAUGUUUAGGGAAACUAUUCAGAAUUUAUCCCGUAUCAUUCGAGAAAAGGAUAUUGAAAUAGAUGCUCUAAGUCAAAAAUGCCAAACCUUGCUGACUGUCUUGCAGACAUCCAGUACAGGUACCGAACAUGGGUCGGGAGGUGUUAACAGUAACCAGUUCGAGGAACUUUUGCAAGAACGUGAUAAAUUAAAACAACAAGUAAAGAAAAUGGAGGAGUGGAAGCAACAGGUGAUGACCACGGUUCAGAACAUGCAGCAUGAGUCAGCUCACCUCCAAGAAGAGCUACACAAACUUCAAGCACAAAUUUCAGUUGAAAGUGAUAGUAAUUCGAAGUUGCAGUUAGAUUACAGUGGCUUGAUCCAGAGUUACGAACAAAAUGAGAAAAAGCUGAAAAGUUUUAGCCAGGAGUUGGCACAAGUGCAACAUAGUAUAGGACAGCUACAUAACACCAAGGAUCUCCUCCUGGGAAAACUUGACUUGGUAACACCAUCUGUCACAGUAGCUGCUUCUGCUAUUUCACAGUCUUCGGGAGUUCAGCACAGUGUUGCUGAAGUGCUCAGUGAUGAAUCUAAACUCCUUCAGAAGGAACUGGAACAACUGAAAAAAAAGUUGCAAGAUAAAGAUGCAACUAUUAGGACUCUUCAGGAAAACAAUCAACGAUUAUCUGAUUCAGUGGCUACAGCAUCAGAGCUUGAGAGAAAGGGCCAGGAAGAAAAUGAUUCAGAAAUGCGGCAGAUCAAAGAAAAACAUGAUGUUUUACAGAAGUCACUUCGGGAAAAAGACAUACUGAUUAAAUCUAAAAGUGAUCAGUUACUUUCUGUGAGUGAAAAUCUUAGUAACAAAGAAAAUGAAAAUGAGCUUUUAAAACAAGCUGUGACUAAUCUUAAAGAAAGAAAUCUAAUUUUAGAAAUGGAUAUUCGAAAACUGAAAGAAGAAAAUGAAAAAAUAGUUACAAGGUGUACGGAAAAAGAAACAGAAUUCCGGGCACUUCAGGAGACUAAUAUGCAGUUCUCAAUGAUGCUGAAAGAGAAAGAAUUUGAAUCCCACUCAAUGAAAGAAAAGGCUCUUGCUUUUGAAAGUCUGUUAAAAGAAAAAGAACAGGGCAAGACAGGGGAGUUGAAUCAACUGUUAAAUGAAGUUAAAUCAAUGCAGGAAAAAGCUGUUACCUUUCAGCAAGAGAGAGACCAAGUCAUGGUAGCCCUCAAACAGAAGCAAAUGGAGAGCAGUGCCCUGCAGAAUGAGAUGCAGCACCUGCGUGAGAAAGAACAGCGCCUAAACCAGGAACUGGACAGGCUGCGAAAUCACCUUUUGGAAAUGGAAGACUCUUACACACGUGAAGCUUUAGCUGCAGAAGACAGAGAGGCCAAGCUGAGAAAGAAAGUCUUCGUUUUGGAAGAAAAACUGGUAUCCUCAUCUACUGCAGUGGAGAAUGCCAGUCAUCAAGCUAGUAUGCAGGUUGAGUCUUUGCAAGAACAAUUGAACCUGGUCACCAAACAGAGAGACGAAACUGUGCUGCAGCUGACCAUCGCCCAGGACCAAGUGAAACAGUAUGCACUGUCCCUGGCCAACCUGCAGAUGGUACUAGAGCAAUUCCAACAGGAAGAAAAGGCCAUGUAUUCAGCAGAGCUGGAAAAACACCAGAAACAGUCUUCAGAAUGGAAGGAAAAAGCUGAGAAGUUGGAAGAAAAAGUUGCAACACUGCAGGAAAAUUUGGAAGAAGCAAAUGCUGCACUGGAUGCAGCAUCGAGGCUUACUGAGCAGCUGGACUUCAAAGAAGAACAGAUUGAGGAGCUUAAGAAAGAAGGUGAGGUUAGAAGAGAAAUGCUAGAAGAUGUACAAAAUAAACUAAUGAAUCUUGUCAACAGCACAGAAGGAAAAGUGGACAAGCUCCUGAUGAGAAAUCUCUUCGUUGGACACUUUCAUACUCCAAAAAAGAAGCGUCCUGAAGUAUUAAGGCUAAUGGGAAGUAUCUUGGGAAUAAAAAAGGAAGAACUUGAUCAGUUGUUAUCUGAAGACCAAAGAGGAGUUACCAGAUGGGUGACUAGCUGGCUUGGAGGAGGAGCUGGAUCAAAAAGUGUCCCUACUACACCUUUGAGACCAACUCAGCAGUCCAUUUUUAAUAGUUCUUUUUCAGAAUUGUUUGUGAAAUUCCUUGAGACAGAGUCUUGCCCAAGUCUUCCUCCACCAAAGCUCUCCGUUCAAGAUAUGAAACCUUUAGGAGUAGCAGGAACCAGUAAAACUAUCAGUACUCCAUCCAGCGGGCAAAUACACGGUAACAUUUGAAGGAGAAUUUGUA
Molecule: messenger RNA, 5677 nt
Organism: Tinamus guttatus (white-throated tinamou)
Lineage: Eukaryota; Metazoa; Chordata; Aves; Tinamiformes; Tinamidae
Source: RefSeq, a predicted model, not a curated record